Colletotrichum lupini is the source of this 420-nucleotide messenger RNA. RefSeq lists its product as uncharacterized. The record is from RefSeq and is a predicted model, not a curated record. The annotation marks the transcript as partial. The transcript is spliced from 4 exons. NCBI's taxonomy places the organism in Eukaryota, Fungi, Ascomycota, Sordariomycetes, Glomerellales, Glomerellaceae.
CUCACCAAGAGCGACAUACAAGGUAUUCCUGUAUCCGUUGUGGGGGAAGCCGUGAAGGGCUUCCGUUACGUGGUCGCGUGUCGGAAUAAGUAUUGGUCCACCUGCGUAAAUGAAUUCAGUCGUCAGCAAGACUUGCGGUCCGUACUAGCGAAGACGCGAUAUUGCUCUAGACUUCUAGAGGUCUUGUUGAUGACGAAGAAGUCAUCAAUAAGAAACGCAGUGAAAGGCAGCUUUCGGACGAACAUGUUUGCGGAUGACUGUGAGCCAGUGACUUUUGUUGGACGAAUCACAGGCGCCAAUGGCUUCCCCCAAGUUGCCCCCGGGCGGGCACAACCGACGAGUCUGUGGCUCUUCCUCCACUACUUCAAGGAUUCAUCAAGGAGCCCCUGCUUCUAUGCAAGACUUCGCAGCCUCUGUUGA